This is a messenger RNA of Punica granatum (pomegranate), 2630 nucleotides long. NCBI's taxonomy places the organism in Eukaryota, Viridiplantae, Streptophyta, Magnoliopsida, Myrtales, Lythraceae. The record is from RefSeq and is a predicted model, not a curated record.
CUCUCCUCCGACCCUUUGGUUACAGUACGGUUUCCUUCCUUCUUCGUUCCUUCUCAGUCUAUGCAAAAUAUAUAUAUAUAUAUAUAUAUAUAUGUAUACAUACAUGGACGGAGGUGUCCGGCGGCUUCCUUCCUUAACCUUCAAGCCAACAGUAGCAGAGCUGGGGAUGGAGAAAUUAUGAUCCUCUCGCCCUCUGCUUAAUCACACUUUCAGAUAAUUCUGUUUUGGCCAAUUGCAGCGGCGUUAGCCAUCUUCCCGUCUUCUGCCAUCGAAUUCUCUGUGCUCACUUUCAGAAGACAUGGCCAAGACCUAUGCAUUUGGUCUAAUGUCGGCCUUAGCCGCCACUGCUUCCUUCGGCUCUACCACUGCUCACGCUGAUGGCCCUUUCAGCUUCAAUCCAUUCUCCACCUCUCCUCCCUCGCCCGGCGGCGCUCCACCUGCUUCUGCUUCACCUGCCAAGCAAUCUCCCCUGCCUGACUCUCCGGGAAAUGAAUCUUCUCCGCCCAAGGUUCGUAAUGACAACCCGAGGACUACUUCAGCUGGGUUCGACCCCGAGGCCUUGGAGCGGGGUGCUAAGGCUCUCCGGGAGAUCAACGCUUCUUCUAAUGCCAAAAAGGUGUUUGAACUCAUGAAGAAGCAAGAAGAAACGAGGCUUGCAGAGUUUGGUACAAAGGCUGCUGAGUUUAAGGCAAUGCAAGCUCAAGCUGAAACUGAGAGGCAAAGAGUAGUGUAUGAUGAGCAAAAGAAGCUUGCAAAUUUUCAAGCGCAAACAAAGACGCAAAUGGCUCGUUAUGAGGAUGAAUUGGCAAGGAAGAGAAUGCAGGCAGAAAAUGAAUAUCAAAGGGCAAGGAAUCAAGAGCUCGUGAAACUGCAAGAAGAAUCAUCAAUCCGGCAGGAGCAAGCACGACGGGCAACUGAAGAGCAAAUUCAGGCUCAACAACGUCAGACGGAGAGAGAGAAGGCUCAGAUAGAGCGGGAAACAAUUAGAGUCAGGGCUAUGGCUGAAGCUGAAGGCAGAGCUCAUGAAGCUAAGUUAGCUGAAGAGGUCAACAGGCGCAUGCUAGUAGAUCGUGCCAAUGCAGAGAGAGAAAAAUGGAUUGCUGCCAUAAAUACAACUUUUGACCAUAUUGGAGGUGGUUUACGUGCAAUUCUGACUGAUCAAAAUAAGUUGGUGGUAGCUGUUGGUGGGGUAACAGCUCUAGCUGCUGGAAUCUACACAACAAGAGAAGGUGCAAGGGUGAUAUGGAGUUACGUGGAUAGAAUAUUGGGGCAACCGUCACUUAUCAGAGAAUCUUCUCGUGGGAGGUACCCUUGGUCGGGCAUAUUUAAACGAUAUAUGAGCAAUAUAACACGUCCAGUUGAUAAGGGAUCCAGUUCGCAUAAUGGGAAAGGAUUUGGCGACGUGAUAUUAAACUGUCCUCUUCAGAAAAGAAUACAACAGCUAGCAGGUGCUACUGCUAAUACAAAGUCCCACCAGGCCCCAUUUCGCAACAUGCUCUUCUACGGUCCCCCGGGAACAGGAAAAACAAUGGCUGCUAGGGAGUUGGCGAACCGAUCAGGAUUGGAUUAUGCAUUGAUGACGGGUGGCGAUGUUGCUCCGUUGGGACCUCAAGCAGUUACAAAGAUACAUCAGCUUUUUGACUGGGCUAAGAAGUCUCGCAGGGGACUGCUGCUUUUUAUCGACGAAGCAGAUGCAUUUUUGUGCGAGCGAAACAAAACCUACAUGAGCGAGGCUCAAAGAAGUGCACUGAAUGCGCUUCUCUUCCGCACAGGAGACCAAUCAAAAGACACAGUCCUUGUUCUCGCAACAAACCGACCUGGGGAUCUUGAUUCAGCUGUGGCAGAUCGAAUCGAUGAAGCCCUUGAGUUCCCCUUGCCUGGAGAAAAGGAACGCUUCAAGCUCCUGAAGCUGUACCUGGACAAGUACAUAGCUCAAGCAGGAUCCAGGAAAUCUGGGUGGUUGAGGAACUUGUUCAAGAAACCACAACAGAAGAUUGAGAUCAAGGGAUUGACUGAUGAUGUGAUUAGGGAAGCAGCAGCCAAAACCGAAGGUUUCUCUGGAAGAGAAAUAGCUAAGCUGAUGGCUAGCGUGCAAGCUGCUGUUUAUGGAAGCGAAAAUUGCAUGCUUGACCCGAACUUGUUCCGGGAGGUGGUGGACUAUAAAGUCGCAGAGCAUCAACAGAGGAGGAGGCUUGCUCGGGAUGCUGAGCCUAAUGCCUGAUUUGAAUUUCUUUUGUCAAGCGAAUAACCACGAUACAAUACAAGUGGUAGGUGUUAUUUAUCCGAUCCGAACAGGGCAUUGUCUACACUGCACGGAAGGACCGUGGCUGAAGAAAUCAAGAUUCUGUUAUUUCCUUAGUUUGUCAGGUUUUGACACAUACGGGGCUGGCUAGUCUCGCAUGGCUAAGUACGGAAAUUGCUGGAAGUCGCUGCUUUAAUGUCAUUCUGGGUGUAAUGUUAGUCAUCUCCCUCCGGGAAGAGAUUUUGGUAUUUUGAUGAUGCGAUUUGAACCCCUCAAAAGAACUUUUUGACUGCCAGAGGAGGGGUUUGCUAUUCACAUGCUUGUUCCUCUCGAUCUAAUAUUUCAGAAUCAUUAUAUUGAUUCAUCCUGAGCCCUUCCCUUGGCUCCA